UUCUGCAAAAAGAAAAAAAAAAACAUUAAAACUAAAACCUAGGCAUCCGAUAUCAUCGCCGCCGCCUAGUAGCAGCCGACGUCUUUUCCGCCACUUAUCAGCAGCCGACAUCGUCGUCCCACGCAAUAGCUUCCAGCUACAUCCUUCGUCGUAGACCUCCUCUGACGUCACUACCUUGUUUCUCUGUUUCUAUUUCCGGUAAAAGAAUAAACAAAGUUCCAAUCAGCCUCAGCAUUUACAGCUUUGCCAAUCAAUAUUUCAACAAUCAGGGAGUGUAUAGCCUUAUCAUUUGAUCAAUCUUUGCACAACAAACAGGACAACCCCAAAUCUUGGCCUUGGUUUUGUUCAGACUAGAUAUGCAACCAACCAUAUGGCCAAAUGAUUUUGGGUUUGAUUUCCUAUUUCAUUAUUUAAUUGUUCAAGUACUUGCUACUAGUGGAACUUGGCAAUAAUAAGCUACUGGUAUGGUCAUGGCUGUAGAAGAUGAAAUUGUGGGUGCUCUAACGAAAUCAGAAAAAUCUAGGAAGUCUAAGAAAAGGAAAGAGAGGAACAAUGAUAUUUUAUCUGCUAAUCCUGUUUAUAUUGUGAAGGAUGUGGGAGUUGAGGGAGAUAAAAGCAUUUUGGGAGAAACUUUGACAAAAAUGAAGAGUGAUAGUGAAGGUGUUGAAAGAAUGAAGAAAAAAAAGAAAGCUGCUGGAGAUAAUAAAAUGGGAGCACUUAUGGAGGAUACUAAUGGGAUUACUGUUGAGAAAGCAGAAAAGAAAAAAAGGGAAAGAGAGCUUCAAAGCAAUUACAAUGAGUCACAAGCUGUGUCCCAAGAUACUGGAAAUGAUGUUUCUUUAGACAAUAGAGGUUAUGUAAAUUCAACUGCAACUGAGAUGCUUGAAAGCAAAAGGAGACAUGAAAAGAAGGCACGGACAAUCACUGAUGGUUGCACUGAGGGUAAAAUGGAGAAAGUUAAAAGGAAGAAGAAAAUGAACAAGAAGGAAAAGGGGGAGGAUGACCAAGGAUCAGUAGGUGUGGUUACAGAUCUUACAUGUGCUGAAGGCAUUGCAGACUUUAGUGUAAAUGAAACACAGGCUAGUGGAGUGGCAAAUGCUAAUAUUAGCCGGAAACAGGUCAAAGAUGGUUCUAAAGAUCCAAAACGGAAAAAUAGCAAGAAGAAAGUGAGAUUUUCCAAUGAGUUGAAGGUAUUUCCCAAGUCUAAUGUUCCUGAGAGUGGGAAAGGUCAAAAUGAAGUAAUGGAGUUGAUUCGAGGUAAGCGGUUCUCUAAAAUAGAAGAUGAGAUAAUUAAACAAGCCGUUUUCAAGUACAUAGAGACAUAUAAUUUAGGCGAGGAAGGCUUGGAUAUGGUUUUAAAUUGUAAAUAUCACCCUAAAGUAAAAAACUGCUGGAAGGUAAUAGGAGCUGACAUACCAAAUAGGCCUCUCAAGGCAGUCUACCAUCGUGCUCAAACAUUAUUUCGACGAUCUGAAAACCGAAAGUGGACUGAAGAAGAAAAAGCUUUGAUACUGGAGCACGUGAAAUUAAAUGGGAAUAAGUGGAAAUCACUUGCUGACAAACUUGGCAGGUAUUGGAAUCAUGUGAGGGAUACAUGGCGCAGGAUAUACUUACCUAACUUGAAGAAAGGGCCCUGGUCUCAGGAUGAGUACCAGAACUUAUUUGAUUUAGUAAACACUGAUCUGCAAUUGAGGAUGCUUGAAGAGAAGAAAUCCAGGCAUGGCAUGCUACGGGGUAACAUCUGUUGGACCGCAAUUAGUAAUAAGUUAUCCACACGUACUAAUCCACAGUGUUGUCAGAAGUGGUACUAUAACUUGACAUCACCUAUGGUAGCUGAAGGUACAUGGUCUGAUUCUGAUGAUUAUCGCCUAAUUGGUGCACUUUAUACCUUGGAUGCAACCUGCAUAGAAAAUGUGGAGUGGGAUAAUCUGCUGGAACAUAGGGCCGGAGAAUUAUGUCUGAAGCGUUGGAAGCAAAUGGUUAUUCACAUAGGGAACCAUUGGAGCAAACCCUUUUCCGAACAAGUUGAAGUCCUAGCCAAAAGAUACUGUCCCUCCUUAAUUGAAAUAAGGGAGGCCUGGGAUAACAAGCCUGUUGUACCAUGAUGCAAAGUUAUUUCCCAUGAAAAGUCUGGGAAAAAUUAAAUUACAACCCACCUUCACCUGACCCAACACUCUCUUCUGGCCCUCUCUGAAAAAACAAUUUGAAGAGAUAACUAUAGUUUCUUAUUGACUUAUUGUUAUGUAAGAUCAAAGUGGCUCUUGUUUAAUGUUGUAAUCUCUAGUUUUAAUUCAUGCAAAGCAGUUGAGGGAUGAUGACUAAUGCUUUUCAUGUGUAACCUACGACUUAAACUUUUCCAAGUUUUCUGCUGAAGAGCAAUCAGUGUAUGCGUGCGUUGAAGCAUACUUUAUGUUAAUUACUCCGUAUAUUUAUGUUGUGAAAUAUACUCCCUAUUUUCUGUUU
Messenger RNA from Ipomoea triloba (trilobed morning glory), 2463 nucleotides. Its product is annotated as cyclin-D-binding Myb-like transcription factor 1. Lineage: Eukaryota; Viridiplantae; Streptophyta; Magnoliopsida; Solanales; Convolvulaceae. The transcript has 2 exons. The record is from RefSeq and is a predicted model, not a curated record. Bases 465 to 2105 code for a protein of 546 amino acids.